Messenger RNA from Pan troglodytes (chimpanzee), 1957 nucleotides. RefSeq names its product glutamate-cysteine ligase modifier subunit (gene GCLM). The transcript has 7 exons. Gene Ontology annotation, biological process: glutathione biosynthetic process. NCBI's taxonomy places the organism in Eukaryota, Metazoa, Chordata, Mammalia, Primates, Hominidae. Gene Ontology annotation, molecular function: glutamate-cysteine ligase catalytic subunit binding; enzyme regulator activity. The coding region runs from base 600 to 1424 and encodes 274 amino acids. The record is from RefSeq and is a predicted model, not a curated record. Gene Ontology annotation, cellular component: glutamate-cysteine ligase complex.
GGGGCGGCCGUGGGCGGAGCCGCGACCUGAACGCCGCGAGACCUCACCAGGCGGAGGCGGUGUCUGCCUCGCGCUGUCCUCUGACCGCCAGGGGGAGCCCUGCCGCGCGCUGCGCUCCGGGCCGCGCCGCCACGCUCUCUCGACCCGCGCGCCCGCCGCGCACCACCCGUCGCCACGCCCGCCGCAGGCCGAGGGCCAGUCACUUGCGGGCCGGCGUCCCGCAGCCCAUUCGCGCCCCGCCCCUGCCCCGCCGCGGGAUGAGUAACGGUUACGAAGCACUUUCUCGGCUACGAUUUCUGCUUAGUCAUUGUCUUCCAGGAAACAGCUCCCUCAGUUUGGAAUCAGCUCUCCCGCUGCGGCCGCAGUAGCCGGAGCCGGAGCCGCAGCCACCGGUGCCUUCCUUUCCCGCCGCCGCCCAGCCGCCGUCCGGCCUCCCUCGGGCCCGAGCGCAGACCAGGCUCCAGCCGCGCGGCGCCGGCAGCCUCGCGCUCCCUCUCGGGUCUCUCUCGGGCCUCGGGCACCGCGUCCUGUGGGGCGGCCGCCUGCCUGCCCGCCCGCCCGCAGCCCCUUCGCUGCUCGGCCCCUGGGCGGCCGCUGCCAUGGGCACCGACAGCCGCGCGGCCAAGGCGCUCCUGGCGCGGGCCCGCACCCUGCACCUGCAGACGGGGAACCUGCUGAACUGGGGCCGCCUGCGGAAGAAGUGCCCGUCCACGCACAGCGAGGAGCUUCAUGAUUGUAUCCAAAAAACCUUGAAUGAAUGGAGUUCCCAAAUCAACCCAGAUUUGGUCAGGGAGUUUCCAGAUGUCUUGGAAUGCACUGUAUCUCAUGCAGUAGAAAAGAUAAAUCCUGAUGAAAGAGAAGAAAUGAAAGUUUCUGCAAAACUGUUCAUUGUAGAAUCAAACUCUUCAUCAUCAACUAGAAGUGCAGUUGACAUGGCCUGUUCAGUCCUUGGAGUUGCACAGCUGGAUUCUGUGAUCAUUGCUUCGCCUCCUAUUGAAGAUGGAGUUAAUCUUUCCUUGGAGCAUUUACAGCCUUACUGGGAGGAAUUAGAAAACUUAGUUCAGAGCAAAAAGAUUGUUGCCAUAGGUACCUCUGAUCUAGACAAAACACAGUUGGAACAGCUGUAUCAGUGGGCACAGGUAAAACCAAAUAGUAACCAAGUUAAUCUUGCCUCGUGCUGUGUGAUGCCACCAGAUUUGACUGCAUUUGCUAAACAAUUUGACAUACAGCUGUUGACUCACAAUGAUCCAAAAGAACUGCUUUCUGAAGCAAGUUUCCAAGAAGCUCUUCAGGAAAGCAUUCCUGACAUUCAAGCGCACGAGUGGGUGCCGCUGUGGCUACUGCGGUAUUCGGUCAUUGUGAAAAGUAGAGGAAUUAUCAAAUCAAAAGGCUACAUUUUACAAGCUAAAAGAAGGGGUUCUUAACUGACUUAGGAGCAUAACUUACCUGUAAUUUCCUUCAAUAUGAGAGAAAAUUGAGAUGUGUAAAAAUCUAGUUACUGCCUGUAAAUGGUGUCAUUGAGGCAGAUAUUCUUUCGUCAUAUUUGACAGUAUGUUGUCUGUCAAGUUUUAAAUACUUAUCUUGCCUCCAUAUCAAUCCAUUCUCAUGAACCUCUGUAUUGCUUUCCUUAAACUAUUGUUUUCUAAUUGAAAUUGUCUAUAAAGAAAAUACUUGCAAUAUAUUUUUCCUUUAUUUUUAUGACUAAUAUAAAUCAAGAAAAUUUGUUGUUAGAUAUAUUUUGGCCUAGGUAUGAGGGUAAUGUAUAUACAUAUUUUUUAUUUCCAAAAAAAUUCAUUAAUUGCUUCUUAACUCUUAUUAUAACCAAGCAAUUUAAUUACAAUUGUUAAAACUGAAAUACUGGAAGAAGAUAUUUUUCCUGUCAUUGAUGAGAUAUAUCAGAGUAACUGGAGUAGCUGGGAUUUACUAGUAGUGUAAAUAAAAUUCACUCUUCAAUACA